GGAGGGAGGUCAGGGAGCGUGUGUGCGUCACAGGGAAGGUAGAGGAGGGGACGGGGCUAUGGCGGAGGUCGCGGCAGCCCCGGGCGAGCCCGAGCCCGCGGAGGCGGCGGCGGCGGGCGAGGGCUCCGAGGCCAAGGCGCUGAGCGCGGGGGAGUACGCGCGGCGCGUGCACCAGUGGCUCUGGGACUCGUACUGCGGCUACUGGAGCUGGCAGAGCAGCCUCCCCGCGCUCCUCGCCGCCGCCCCGUACGGCAGCCCGGGCCCGCCCGCCGCCCCCGGCUGCCCCCCGCCGCCCGGCUACUACGCCCCCUGCUACCUCCUCGCCGCCCCCGCCGCGCCGGGACCCCGCGCGCCCGCCCCGAGGGAGAGCGGCCGGCCGGCAGGUCGGGAAUACAUUAUCCCAUCCUUGGCACACAGGUUUAUAGCAGAGAUGGUGGAUUUCUUUAUUCUUUUCUUUAUAAAGGCAACCAUUGUCUUAAGUAUUAUGCAUCUCAGUGGAAUAAAGGACAUUUCCAAGUUUGCUAUGCAUUAUAUAAUAGAAGAAAUAGAUGAAGACACAUCCAUGGAAGACUUGCAGAAAAUGAUGAUAGUGGCCCUUAUCUACAGGUUGUUAGUCUGCUUCUAUGAGAUUAUCUGUAUUUGGGGAGCUGGUGGGGCAACCCCAGGGAAGUUUCUGCUUGGACUUCGAGUUGUGACAUGUGAUACAUCUGUACUUAUUGCACCAAAUCGUGUGUUAGUGAUUCCAUCCUCUAAUGUUAGCAUAACAACGUCUACAAUACGAGCCUUGAUCAAGAAUUUUUCUAUUGCUUCCUUUUUUCCUGCAUUCAUUACGCUGCUAUUUUUUCAGCAUAACAGAACAGCCUAUGACAUUGUAGCAGGAACUAUUGUGGUAAGAAGAAAUGGAGUAAGAUGAUACUAAAAGAAGCCCAGAUUACCAAACUUUUUUGAACUCCUAAAAAACAAAGUAAAGAAGACCAUCAGUAUUGGUUGCCCAAAUUAACUGGAGACAGAUUCAGACGUUAAACAAUGAGUCAUUCCAGUAUGGUGCCAGUGAUUAUCUUGAAAGUAUUGAUUUUUCUUAAAUGCCAAAGACAUUUCAGAGAAAUAGUACCUAUUCAAUUUGGAAGUAUUAACAUUAGAUUGACAGGAAGGAAACUGGUUAUAUUUAUCCAUAAAGACAGUUUCUGUCCAUCUCCAGAAAGGAGAUGCCUGGAAAUAUUGCCAUCCUAAAAAGUACUGGUUCUACAACUUGAUUAUUUUAUGGCAAAAAUAAGUUGGAGAAUGUAGUUGUGGUCUAUAUGGGUGUUUACAAAACACAUUACAGAAACUAUCCCUUAGAAGGGAUUGCAGUGUUUCUUGGGGGGAUGGAGGCAAAAAUAUAGCUAAUAAUGUGUUGCCAUUAAACCGAUACAUUGUGCGGUGGUUGGGUAUUAUCAGCCCCUAAAAGGCUUAGUGAACUCCUUCACUUCAAGCAUUGUAUUCACCACUUUUCAAAUGUGUUCUUUAAACAUGUAUUGUGGCAGGUUUUUUGCAUGAUUGUGUUAAGCAUUAAGUCACUAUUUAUGUCUAUCCUAAUGAAGAGGUAAAUUAGGUUACCACUUCUUUGUGGGAAGAAUAAAUUACUGUGGUGUUUGUGUAAAUAACUUCAGAGCUAUAAAAUUAACAGUAUAGAUCAUGGAAACAAAAGGUGAAUAUGGUUGCUUUCGUUAGUUGGGGAAGGAAAGGUUUUACUUCCCUCAAAUUGUUGCAUAUAGACUAUGUAAACUGAUAGAUGGAGUUUAUAUGCAGCAUGUAGAAAAUAUCAACCAGAACACAAAUUAUGGCUAACUUUAUAGACAAGUUCAAAAAUUGGUUUUCACUUUAUAUUUUAAAAUUCUGCCUAAUCACUGCUAUAUGCAGAAUAACUUGGAUACCUACUGAUGAAUAAAGAAGCCUAAUAUUUUGCAUGAUUACAUAGCUUUGAUAACUUAUGUUUAUUCUUCAUGUAAUACUGACUGGGAAAGAGCUUCUGAAGAACAGUGCCAACUUUUUGUUAAAACUUGAUUAAAUAUGUCAGGUGGUUUUUUUGUUGUUGUUUUGUUUUGUUUUUUUUAUGAAUUGGAAUUCCACAUUACUGUCUGUAGUUGGCUUAGGACUAAAUAUUGACAAGUGGUUGCAGCAGUUACUCUUGACUGUCAUCUACUUUGUGCAAGGGGGUGUUGUGGGAGGGUAUUUUAAAAUGUGCAAUUUAAUAUAGAACAAGCAUUUCUACUGUUAGUGGCAAUCACCUUCCUAAAUUAUUUCACUAUCAACUUUCACAAUAGUUUAGCAUUUUAAUGAAUGGUGUAUCAUUAGGGCUAAGUAUUGAAGUGUUCCUGAGGGAGUAUUCUGAUCUAAGGAAGCAUGAAGCUAAACUAAUUUUCACUACAAUGGUGUUUAAUCUGCUUUUUGGUUACUACUUGCAAAAGGUUGAAUGUCUGUUUUAGAGAGAUGUACCCUUUGCAUGAUUAGAUCUCCACACACACACCGCUUCCCCCCCCCCCCCCAGCAGGAGUGAGCUCAUUGCUUCUUGUAAACUUGGUUUCCACUUACACAUGAGAGUCCUGUGGCACCUUUAAGACUAACAGAUGUAUUGGAGCAUAAGCUUUUGUAGGUGAAUACCCACUUCGUCGGAUGCAGCGAAAGCUUAUGCUCCAAUACAUCUGUUAGUCUUAAAGGUGCCACAGGACCCUCUGUUGCUUUUUACAGAUCCAGACUAACAUGGCAAUUUUAAAGUAUUGCCUACUAACUGCAGAUCAGAUUAGAAGCUGCCGAUUUCUUAAACUGCAGAGCCACUGUUUAAAAUUUGAAUCUCAGCUAAUACUCAUUCCUAGAGCUAAUGAAGUGGAUAAACACUGAGUUCAGCCACAGUACAAAGACAACCGUAUUCUACUUUCCUUUCUGGUUUCACUGUGCAGUAGGGCAGCAGGUUUCACCAACACUGUGUGGUGUGCCCCCCUCCUCUUCCCUUAAUAAGCGGUUCCUGUUCUGCACAUGCUGUAAGCACAACCAUUGGGAUAAAAUACUAGCAUGAAUAGGUUAGACAACAGAAAGCUGGGAGGUGAGCCUACACCACAAACUCAAAUAGCUGAGUUAGUCAUACUAAUAUAAUUAAAUGGUUUUGGGAGAAUGACAGGUUUGCACACAGUAACAGUGAAUAUGAACUACUGCUAGAUAGAAAUGACAGGCUAACUCUGCUUAGGCCAUUGCUUUUCAGUACAGAUAUGGCGGGGGCAAAGUAUGGCCCACGGGCAGGAUCCGGCACGUCAGAGCUUUCAGUCUGGCCCGUGGGAUUGCCAGCCCUGUGGUGCAGUGGGGCUAAUGCAGCCUCCUUGCCUGCUCUGUCCCUGUGCGGCUCCCAGAAGCAGCUGACACCAGGUCCCUGUGGGGCAGAAGGCUCUGUGCACUGCAGGUACUGCCCCCCGCAGCUCCCAUUGGCUGGGAACAGGGAACCACAGCCAAUAGGAGAUUCAGGGGAGGUACCCACAGGUCUGAGCCCUCUCUGCACCCCAAAUCCUUGCCCUGAGGCCUUUCCUGCCCCAGCCCUACGUUCAUGGCCCUCAGACCAAAAAGUUUGCACAUCCCUGAGAUAUGGGGUGGCUAUUUAACUUGAUGGGCAGCCUUCUGCCUGUAUCUAAAAUCAGGACACUGACCUAACCUUUCUCAGCUGGACACCCAGAUUCCAAACCUACACCCAUCAAAAGAGCACCUCUCUGCCUUCCCCCCAAAUUAUGAUGGCACUGUACAAACAGUCCAAUGAUUCCUGUCCAAAGAAAUUACAAUUGAAGAUGACAAGAUUAAAAAAGUAGUGGGUUUAUCUUACACUAUAGUCAUUGCAAACAAAUGGAGAUAGGCUUGCUAUUUUAGGGGGGGAAAUCAUUAGCAUUAAAAGGAGAUGUAUUUUGCACAUGCUUUUCCUUCAAAAAUGUAAAGUUGAUAAUUGUACAGUUUUAAUAAAUUUAAUAGUAAAUAGUGUAGUUAAGGUAAAAUCAUUCCACCGGCUAGACAGAAUAACUUCCCAUUUAAUCUUUAGUCACAAAGGCUGUGAUGUCUAACACUCCAAACUCUUGGGGGAAUGUCUGAUGGGUGUGGAUCAAGCUUAAUUGUACCAGCAUAAAAUUGUUCUAAUGAUGUAUGGGUCUUCUCCCUGAAGAUAUGCAUUUUUGAACUCUUAAGUUUAGUCAUAACCUUUAAAACUAACACCCAGAUCAAAGAUUUCUGAAAGGCUAAUAGCAUUCUAAACAAGAAUCUAGUUUCUUCUAUAUAAAUGAAUUCAUUCUAUGUAUCACAGAAGGCUGCAUGUUACCUUAUCAGUUGCCUAUAGAUGAUAUGGUGCAACAGACUGCAAAGUAGAGACGGUGCUAGAGCAAAACUUCAAAACAGAGAUUAUAGAAUCAAGAAAAAGAAACUUGACAUCUCAUGUUAAGGUUCUGCUCUUAAGUGCUCAAGAUGUCAAUCAUAUGACCAGAUUUAUGGUGAAUUGCUGCAGUUAACUCUGUACUUUCUCUUGUUUAUACAUUUAAUCUUCUCUCAAAGAGAAGUUCGUUUUUACAAAGUACUUGAAUUCAGCUGUCACUGCCUCUAGCUUCACUGUUUCUCACACUCAAAUGGGUGCUUGCAGUUGGCACUUUGUUUGGAAGUGGUCAGGGUAGUCAGUUGUCUGAUAGGUCAAAGACAAUUUAUACCAUUCAGUUCCUCAAUAAAAAUCUAAGCCCC
Molecule: messenger RNA, 4734 nt
Organism: Chrysemys picta bellii (western painted turtle)
Lineage: Eukaryota; Metazoa; Chordata; Testudines; Emydidae
Source: RefSeq, a predicted model, not a curated record